AUGGCAUCCACUGGGACCAUCACCUACCAGGACUCGCUGAACUCGCAAUAUCUGUCCAGCUCCUUGUCCAGCCUCUCGAGGUCACGGAACACGAACUCGCUGAUCGUCCGCACGUACAAGCAAGCCAGGCAGUUGUAUCUGACCAAGAGAUUCAAGGAGGCCUGGGAGACCCUCGAGCCCAUUGUAUCUGCGCAGCAGCCAUCGCAAGGUCCUGCUAAUGGCCAUGGGGAUGCUAGCGGACCCGCUCCGAUCGCCCAGAGCUCCAAGGGCACACGAACGAAAGUCUGGGUCUUCUACAUCACUCUAUUGUCCUCGAUAGUGGACAUCGGACCCGAGCAAGGGAGGAACACCUUCGGCUCCGCGAUAUGGAGACGCUUGGUCACCAAGGUCAGAGAGGGUACCAUCUGGGAUGAGAUCGUGCGACUUGGCUACGGAGGAAGUGAAGGAGACGUCGAUCCAGAUGUGGUCGUGAACCUGGCAACACUACUUGAGAGCCACAUGCAGAGCCAGAAGCUCAAUCAACAGCACCUAGAGGCCUAUCUCUCUGCAUCAGCGGAUGCAGCACAACUGGCCUUCUAUCAAGAUGGAACCGCGACGCCCAUGUCAAAUCAUACGUCCUCGCCGAAAGAGCUGACCACUCGUCUGAAGAUCAUCGAGCUUUACGCUCUGCACGUCCUUCCGGCCAACGAAGAAUGGGAAUACGCGCAACAAUUCAUCGAGAUGAACGACAUGCUGGACGAGGAGCGACGCGAAGCAUUCUUACAUGCUCUGCACAGCAUAAAAGACGAGAAAGAUGGUACCGCGCAGCGCGAGCGCGAGUUGGAAGAGCUGAGGGAGCGCGAGAUGGAGGAACAACGAGCUGCAGAAGAAGUGAAGCGCAAGGAGGAGGAACGCAAAGAGCAGGAUCGCAGGAAGGCUGCCGAAGCAGAGACGGUCCGGUCAAGCGGACCUGCGAGCAGCAACACAAGGUCUUUCAAUGGCGCAUCGUUUAAUGGCAGACCGAGCUCGAGCGACCACAAGUCGCCUGGGCAAUCGGCAUCCAAAGCUUCGAAGUCGCAAAAGAAGACGCGUAUACAGCCGCGAAGCUUGUACGGUCGGGCGUCCUUCAUCCUGCACAACCUCCAGCACAUGAUAAUGCAGGUUGGGCGCAAUGUGACGGGCGACAGCAUGGCGCUUAUGCGGUUCCUCAUGUUCAUGGUCGCACUGAUCCUAGUGAUGGCCCGGAGAGACAUUCGUGAGCGACUAAAGCGGGUUUUGCAAAAUAGCUGGGUGAAGAUCCGGUCAACUGUUGGUAUGGGCGUCAAAGUGUCUUACGUAUAG
This is a messenger RNA of Fulvia fulva, 1320 nucleotides long. RefSeq lists its product as uncharacterized. The coding region runs from base 1 to 1320 and encodes 439 amino acids. The record is from RefSeq and is a predicted model, not a curated record. NCBI's taxonomy places the organism in Eukaryota, Fungi, Ascomycota, Dothideomycetes, Mycosphaerellales, Mycosphaerellaceae. The transcript has a single exon.